AUGGCUCCCGAUCUCCCUCCCGACCGUCGACCCAUCGUCAUUUCCGGCCCCUCGGGGGUUGGCAAGGGCACCCUCUACAAGCUCCUCUUCAGCCGCCACCCCGACACCUUCACUCUCUCCGUAUCCCACACAACGCGAAGCCCUCGGCCGGGCGAGCAGCAUGGCGUCGACUACCACUACGUCAGCAAGGAGACAUUCCUUGACCUGGUAGCCAAGGGUGGAUUCGUCGAGCACGCCCAAUUCGGCGACAACCUGUACGGCACGAGCAAGAUGACCAUCGAGGAGCAGACAGCCAAGGGCAAGGCGGUGGUCCUGGACAUCGAGAUGGAGGGCGUGAAGCAAGUGCAGAAAAGCUCCAUCGACGCCCGAUACGUGUUCAUCGCGCCGCCGUCCGACGAGGAACUCGAGCGCCGGUUACGCGGCCGGGCGACCGAGAAGGAGGAGUCGAUUCAGAAACGCCUCGCGCAGGCCAAGAAAGAAAUUACCUACGCCAAGACCGGCGUGCAUCAUACUAUUAUCGUCAACGACGACCUGGAGAAGGCGUACAAGGAGUUGGAGGAAUUCGUCUACGCCCCGGUUUCUUCAUGA
Molecule: messenger RNA, 588 nt
Organism: Sodiomyces alkalinus F11
Lineage: Eukaryota; Fungi; Ascomycota; Sordariomycetes; Glomerellales; Plectosphaerellaceae
Product: guanylate kinase
Exons: 2
Coding region: 1-588 (195 amino acids)
Biological process (GO): purine nucleotide metabolic process
Cellular component (GO): cytosol
Molecular function (GO): GMP kinase activity
Source: RefSeq, a predicted model, not a curated record